GAAGAUGAAGGUCGGCUGAUGCUUGUUAGGCCAGCGGAUGCUGACUGGCUGCUGCGAUGGGGAACUUCGGAGCUUACAGAGAACGGAGAAUACGGGAAGAAUAUGGAGACGGUUGCAUAUACGAGAUUCUAGGUCAGAUACACGCAACUCUAUAUAAACAGGAAUGAAAACAGGGCACAGGGCCGCAUAUGGGGAUCAUGAUAGGUGUCGAAUUUUGCAUGCAUGGGUGCAUAAAUUAGAAGCCUUGGAUGGAGACACCAACUCCCCUCUCACUGGCGAGGCAGAGAAGCUCCCUCCCAACCGCGAGAUCCAUGAUCCCCAUGCCAACACACUUGAAAACAAUGUUCGAGGAGGAUGAAGAAGCAAAGAGGGAGGAGGAGGAGGAGGAGGAGGAGGCAGGGAAGAGCUCGCCAAUCUCGGUAAGCUGCUCAGGCCGCACCCCUGCAGUGAUCAGUUCGCCCGCCUCAGCGAGACAGGCUUGCUUGGAGUCGACGAGGAGCGUCUGGCCCGAGAGCAACGUGUCCGUGUCAACUUCAUGCAUGUGCGGCCGGAACGAGCCUAUCAUGGAGACGAACCGUCUCUUCCUCUCCUGAGCGUCCUCUCCUUCGCCGCCGGCUUGCUGACGAAGGAGAUAAGAGUAAGGGAAGAGCGGCUCGGUGGAUGGAGUACAGCAGAAAAUGACAUCGGCUUCUGAGACGGCAGCACGUAGCCGGCCCUCGUACUUUGCUUCUUCUCCUUCUUUUUCUUCCUCCUCCCGGGAGAUAUAGACAAAAGAAACGCCUGGACGGGCGACAGCAACGUCUCCCAGGCUGGCCCGUAGCCUGUCGAGCCCCCCACGACCUCUGUUGACGACGGUGACGGAGGCAAUGCUGGGAGCAAGCAGCAGUCCCAGACGGAUAUGCCACUCCGCCUGCUUGCCGGCGCCAAAAACGAGCAUCCUAUUUCCCCGCCCAUCCUGACCUUGAGUCUGGGGCAGCUGGAAAAGAUGAAACGGGAUCAUGGAAGCGAGUGCAGUGCGAAACGCGGUGAUCAUCUCGGCGUUGAGAAUGCCCUCCAGCUGCCCGCUCUUGGGGGAGAAGAGGGCGAUGGCUCCUGCGGGGGGUCCUCCAGCGCCAGGCAGAGUGACCACUUUGAUGCCCGUCGUCGUUGUCGUGUCAGACGCUGGCAUGAACAGCGUCGUGCUGCCGUCUGCCGUCCGUAUCGACUCCCGCAUUGGCUGGUGGACGCUUCCGGCCUCGCUGCCACCAUUGGCCGAGUAUGCUGCCAGACUGCGCCAGAGUGCCUGCAGCAGACGGUGACACUCCUCCAGCGUCAGCUGCUGCAGCAUCGGCGCCACGUCUGACUCUCGUAGAACCAGCAUCUUCCUUGGCUCGUCACUUUGUAUCCUCUCUUUUCCGCUCCAAGACUUAUGUUAACUACCGUAAAAACGGCUUCGUGUACAGACACUUCCGUAAUUAAUAAUAAUAAGAACGAUAUUGUCAAUCUCUAUAUAUCGAGUAUUCUUCUGGUGUUGCUAAAACUUCCUCGGAGCUCUGCUGAGUCAGCUUCACAGCU
Trichophyton rubrum CBS 118892 is the source of this 1554-nucleotide messenger RNA. RefSeq lists its product as uncharacterized. The record is from RefSeq and is a predicted model, not a curated record. Bases 899 to 1342 code for a protein of 147 amino acids. The transcript has a single exon. Lineage: Eukaryota; Fungi; Ascomycota; Eurotiomycetes; Onygenales; Arthrodermataceae.